Penicillium arizonense is the source of this 2271-nucleotide messenger RNA. RefSeq names its product TRAPP III-specific subunit 85 family protein. NCBI's taxonomy places the organism in Eukaryota, Fungi, Ascomycota, Eurotiomycetes, Eurotiales, Aspergillaceae. Gene Ontology annotation, biological process: endoplasmic reticulum to Golgi vesicle-mediated transport; protein localization to phagophore assembly site. The transcript has a single exon. The coding region runs from base 1 to 2271 and encodes 756 amino acids. Gene Ontology annotation, cellular component: phagophore assembly site; cytoplasmic vesicle; TRAPPIII protein complex. The record is from RefSeq and is a predicted model, not a curated record.
AUGACAUCGCCCGGAGAUGCUACUCCGGUCAAACCUCCGCCGUCCUUCUCCCCCGGCGUUACGCGAGUCGCCUCCCCAUCACGAUACCCGGAGGAGCAUGAAUCAGCUCAGUCUAUAGAUGUCCAACUGGCCGAAUCCCAGUCAGCCUCAUCAUCAACCCCUCCUCUCUCAGCCACCAUUUCCGACUUACCGAUCCGCUCCGGCUCGCCGCACUCGCGCUCUGGGAGAUCCUCCACCCCGCAAUUAGCCAGGUCAUCCAUCGGUUCGCCUUUCGAUGGACGGGCAGAUGGCUCGGAAGAUAUCAGAUCAUUAAUCAUUCGGUCCUUCUCGCCUACAAUCGCUGUUCAUGCAUCCGAGGAUACUGAACACUUGGUGAGGAACAAAGGGUUCAAGGGGGGAUUUUGGGAGUUGAUCCGGCCUUUUGGGGAGACUGUCUCCGGGAAGGUGGUAAUACGGGAUAGCAUAGGCUCAAGUCGUGCCUGGGAAGACUAUGGAGUGCGCUUUGUCAAUUUCAAGGGGAUCGGCAAGUCUACGCCAAGCCGAGAUUCUGGGCCGCUGGCGCAGAUGGAGGAGGUAUUGACGAAACAGCUGGAUUCUUCGGAGGGUCUCAUGGGCGCAUCAGUACGGGCAAAGGAUGUGCUGGGAUUCCCUGCAGCAACGCCAUUGUUCAAAUCGUACCUUCAACAACUUCUGUGUGUCGCACCCGCAGCGCCUCAUGAGACAUUCGGCCAUCCCGUGGCCAAUGUAAUAGCCAUCAGCUCUCGCAAUCCGGCUCCACUGGAGACGCUCAGGCAGCUAUAUGCGGACAGUACGACUGGUGACAGACACCUUCCCGACUGGGUCCAUCAAGAGUAUCUUCGGUAUUAUGUCCUGGUCCAUGAUGAGGAACGAGAUGAUAUCACGGAAUCUACCAAGCUUUACGAUCAGAUGAAGCGACACUUUGGGCUACAUUGUCAUCUUUUAAGGCUUCGGAGCAGUCAGUGCGUGGUGACAGAUGAUGAUAGUGUACAAGUUCCCCAGUGCGAAUGGCUCUCGCCUUCAGAGCAUUUGUCGGGGGCAGGUGAAGCAGGCACGUUAAUUUCAAACCACGGUCGGAAAUUUGCUAACUUGCAUUCAGAAACAUUGGUUGACCUAGGCACCGAUGGCACACCAUAUCUCUUUGAUUCCGAUGCAACUGCAAUUAGGGCCUUCAUUCGGGAGCUAGUUGUGCAAUCUGUGAUACCAUUCAUGGAAAAUAAAGUGGCUGUUUGGAAUGAUCAAGUCGCAUCGCGGAGGCGCGGUAUCAGUGGAAGGUUUAUAUCAAUGUCAAAGCGAUGGGCUUUCGGAUCAAGUUCGCGCUCAGGUAUCGCAGGCUCGUCAGGUGGCAACAGUGGAAAUUACGAUUCAACGCAGCACUUCUACAGUCCAGAUUCCCCUGAGGCUGUUCUACGGAAGAUGGCAGACUUUGCAUUCAUGCUCCGCGACUGGAAGCUUUCUACGUCCACAUACGAGAUGAUCCGAUCGGAUUUCGGCAACGACAAAGCGUGGAAAUAUCACGCCGGUGCCCACGAGAUGUGCGCUGUCAGCAUGCUUCUAAAUCCACUGGCCACGUCAGCCAAAAUCAAGCUUGAUAGCGUGGACCAGUUGUUCGAGACUGCCUGCUAUUCCUAUCUCACGCGUUGCUCGGACGUACCACAUGCACUCCGUUGUCUUUCUCUGGCAGUCGAGCUUCUCAAAUCUCGUGGCGGGUCAGCCACCGAGAGCGCAGCCAAAUGGGCCAUGCGGGUCAUGGACUUUGGGCUGGUUGGUUCGGUGGGUCAGAUUCUGUACACCGAAAGGGUAGCAGCGUGCUAUGCAUCCAAGACACCAGUUGGUGCAGCGAAAUGGGGUGGGCGCCGCCGAAAAGCCGGAAUGUGGAGUACGCUCGCUGCAGACCAAUGGCUCAAGGCCGGCAAACCAACACUUGCUUCAGCCUGUCUGGAAGAAGCCGAACGUCUCUAUGCUGACGUAUUGGAGGCAGAUGGUGUGUUCCCAAUGCCUGAGAUGCAAGGUUUUGUCGACAACCUGCGCCAUGCUGUCAAAGUUGAAUAUCUUGAGGCUAGAGGAUUUGACGCCAGAGAUAGAUCUCCCAACGAAGACCCCCUAGAUACUGAAGAGACCAGCGAAAAGCUCGACAAACGCAGCCAUCGCCGUUCUCUGAUUGGGCUCCCUGUGCAGCUGGACGCCGGAGCCCUCAACACGCAGGGUCCUCGGGACCCUGAGAACCCGAAUGAUGACUUUGAACGAGCUUAG